UUCCAGGAAAAGGUAAAGAUUUCUCAAGACCGUGGUGCCACAAUUUACACCCAAAUACAGGUGUUCCUGGAGCCGUCUUGGCGCUGGUGGGUGUAUGGUUUCAUAUGUUACUGAUCAUACAAUGAGAUCCUAGGUGAAACCUACAUCAAAUACAGCGCCAUGUUGUGUCUGGUUGGUCGUAGCCAGCUUGGUCCUCAUCCUAUUUUUCAGGGACUUAUUGGCCCUUAGCACAUGCAGCUAUUUCAAGUUUCCUUCUUCUCCUCAAGUGAAACUGCUGCCUGGGAUUUUCUAUUCACUUGCUACCACUCUAUUAAUCUCACAUUCUCGCCUCUUUUCUGUGCCACCCCGUGUGGGUCCGACAGGUUGUUACUAGAGUGCGAUACAAAGUCUUAGUCAAGGGAACCUCCUGAGGGUUGCUGAGGGCAGGGGUGAAGCUAGUAGCCUGAGGACCUGCCAGUCACGGGGAUUCCUCAUGGGCACAGAGGAGGGAGGAGGGGCCCAUGGCCCUAGCAUAUGAGAAGCCUCUCCUCUGCCUGGAAGUCCCAUGCCUCAGCUUCCCCCACACUCCCACCUGUCCGCUUGCCUCUGAACUCACGCAUUUCUUGGAAGUCUUGGGAGAUUCACCUUUACUCAGAUGGUUGUUUACCUGUCUCGUGCACAGCUUGACCUUGGACUUUAAAGUGAGGAUAAAGAACGAGGAGGAUGGGGGGAUGCCCUCCUUCCACGGGGCCCUGUGGCUUCCAAGCCUCGGCCUCCUCUGGUCUCUUGUCUGUGGAGCCUCCUUCAAACCCAGGGAAAUAAAACCACCUGCCACGGGUUGUGGUUCUUCUGGGAUCUUCUAUCAAUGUUCUAUGAGGUCCCCAGGAGCCAUGAAGCUGGGGCUGACUCCCAGGGCAAUGGGACUGCAGUGUCCUUAUUCUUUCUUGUUCUAUGCAUCCAUGCUCUGCUCCACCCCUGCCCCUUCACUCUGCCCACACACAUCACUCCAGACUGGCCUUGUGGUCAGAGCCUGGAGUGCAUGGGCUGCUGGGGGCCUGUGGGCUGCACUGGGCCAGAACCCCUGGCACCUUCAAGACUGGCCUGGAGCCAGCAGGUAGGUGACCUUUCCAGGGCCUGCCUAUCCCAUCUUUCUCCUCCAAUCCCUCCCCUCUCUUGCCUGGGUCAAUUAGAGAAAUCUUGUCUGUUGGCCUGCCUGGCAGGGUGGAGUUCAGGGGCAGGUCAGGAGCCCCGUGACAGCUCAAAAAACAAAAAACAAAAAACACAAACCUACAAAAACAAAGCCACCUUUGGGCCUUUCCCCUUUCAUUCUGUUUUCUACACAGCAAACUCAGUCGUGGCUUUGGAGAUCACUUUAAGCUUGUCUCCAGCUGGCAAACUAAGGAGGGUAACGGAGAAGCUCCCCCACCCCCAACCCUACCCCUUCCUUCCGGAAGCAAAUCUAAGUCCGCCCUGGCUCCAGAUCCCUCCCACCCUGGACCUAAGAAACCCUCAGCACAGACAACACCCCUGCAUUCCCCACACAACACCCACACUCAGCCACUGCGGGCGAGGAGGGCACAAGGCCAGGUUCCCGAGAGCUCAGGGAACGGGCCUGGCUCUGGCCCCUGAAGCGGGAACAUGGAGCUGAUCCAGGAUAUCUCCCGCCUGCCACUGGAGUACGUGAAGGGGGUCCCGCUCAUCAAGUACUUUGCAGAGGCACUGGGGUCCCUGCAGAGCUUCCAGGCCCGGCCUGAUGACCUGCUCAUCAGCACCUACCCCAAGUCCGGCACCACCUGGGUGAGCCAGAUUGUGGACAUGAUCUACCAGGGCGGCGAUCUGGAGAAGUGUCACCGAGCUCCCAUCUUCAUGCGGGUGCCCUUCCUUGAGUUCAAAGUCCCAGGGAUUCCCUCAGGGCUGGAGACUCUGAAAGACACACCGGCUCCACGGCUCAUCAAGACACACCUGCCCCUGGCUCUGCUCCCCCAGACUCUGUUGGAUCAGAAGGUCAAGGUGGUCUAUGUUGCCCGCAACGCAAAGGAUGUGGCGGUUUCCUACUACCACUUCUACCACAUGGACAAGGUGCACCCUGAGCCUGGGACCUGGGACAGCUUCCUGGAGAAGUUCAUGGUCGGAGAAGUGUCCUACGGAUCCUGGUACCAGCACGUGCAGGAGUGGUGGGAGCUGAGCCGCACCCACCCUGUUCUCUACCUCUUCUAUGAAGACAUGAAGGAGAACCCCAAAAGGGAGAUUCAAAAGAUCCUGGAGUUUGUGGGGCGCUUCCUGCCAGAGGAGACCGUGGACCUCAUGGUUCAGCACACGUCGUUCAAGGAGAUGAAGAAGAACCCUAUGACCAACUACACCACCGUCCCCUGGGAGUUCAUGGACCACAGCAUCUCCCCCUUCAUGAGGAAAGGCAUGGCUGGGGACUGGAAGACCACCUUCACCGUGGCGCAGAAUGAGCGCUUCGAUGCGGACUAUGCGGAGAAGAUGGCAGGCUGCAGCCUCAGCUUCCGCUCUCAGCUGUGAGAGGGGCUCCUGGAGUCACUGCAGAGGGAGUGUGCGAAUCAAGCCUGACCAAGGGGCAAAUCAAUCCUGACCAAGAAUAAAAUAUGAAUUGAGGGCCAGGGACGGUAGGUCAUGUCUGUAAUCCCAGCAAUUUGGGAGGCUGAGGUGGGAGGAUCAUUUGAGCUCAGGAGUUCAAGACCCACCUGGGCAACAUAGAUUCUGUUGAAAAAUAAAAUAAAAUAAAAUCAAUUUUUAAAAAGAGAAUAAAAUAUGAUUUGUGGGCCAGGCAGGGUGGCUCAUGCCUGUAAUCCCAGCAAUUUGUGAAGUUGAGGCCAGAAGAUCACUGGAGGACAGGAGUUUGAGACCAGCCUGGUCAACGUAACAAGACACCAACCUUACAAAAAUUUGAGAAAAUUAUUUGCAUGUGGUGGUGGGCACCUGUAGUCCCAGCUACUUGACAAGUGAAGGCAGGAGGAUCGCCUGAGCCAGGGAGGUUGUGGCUGCAGUUGGCUGUGACUGGGCUAAUCCACUCAAGCCUGAGGGACAGAGUGAACCCUGCCUGAGAAAUAAACAAUGUAAUGAAAAUAAAUUUGAUUCGUGAUCAGCCUGGCCAACAUGGUGAAACCCCGACUCUACUGAAAAAAAAA
This is a messenger RNA of Gorilla gorilla gorilla (western lowland gorilla), 3131 nucleotides long. Its product is annotated as sulfotransferase 1A1-like. Gene Ontology annotation, molecular function: sulfotransferase activity; nuclear export signal receptor activity. The record is from RefSeq and is a predicted model, not a curated record. The transcript has 8 exons. NCBI's taxonomy places the organism in Eukaryota, Metazoa, Chordata, Mammalia, Primates, Hominidae. Gene Ontology annotation, biological process: protein export from nucleus. Bases 1618 to 2505 code for a protein of 295 amino acids.